GGUCGCAGUGAGGCGCCAAGCUCGAGUUUGGCGGUUGGUCGCCUUGGAGACAGCGGCGAGGCCGGGCCUUUGGAUAACAUGUCUAAAAGGAAGGGACUGAGCCUUGAAGAAAAGCGAACUCGUACGAUGGAAAUAUUUUUUGAAACAAAAGAUGUGUUUCAGCUGAAAGAUUUGGAGAAGAUUGCACCAAAGGAGAAAGGAAUCACCUCCAUGUCUGUGAAGGAAGUACUGCAGAGUCUAGUUGAUGAUGGAAUGGUGGACACUGAUCGAAUUGGAACUUCUAACUAUUUCUGGGCGUUUCCAAGUAAAGCUCUUCAUAUGAGAAAAACGAAACUGGAGCAGUUGAAGCAUCAGCUUGCUGAAGGAACCCAAAGGAAACAAAGUUUACAGCAAAGUAUUGAGAAAGCCAAAGUGGGCCGUCAAAAUACAGAAAAGCGUGCAACUAUGUUAAAAGAAUUGGAGGGACUGCGACAACAAAGGAAUCAGUUGAAAGCAGAGUUGGAAAAAUAUAAAGAAUGUGAUCCAGAAGUAAUUGAAGAAAUUAGGCAGACAAACAAGACAGCAAAAGAUGCAGCCAACAGAUGGACUGAUAACGUGUUUGCCAUAAAAUCCUGGGCAAAUAAAAAAUUUGGAUUUGAACGGAAUAAGAUUGAUAAGGCUUUCGGAAUUCCAGAAGAUUUUGACUAUAUUGACUGAUGGUUUCAGUCUGUACAACUUGAUCUUUCUUGUUUGUAUCAAACUUGACGUUCAUCAAAAAAAGAGUCUGACUUUUAUCGCAAUAAAAUUUAGACUUCAACUGCAGGGCGAUCAAUUUUACUCUUUUGAUACUUUGAGUAUUGUGCAACUGCUGUUUCAAUCAGUGUUGACAGCAGAAAUCAUUUUGCUAUCCUGUUAUGAAGGUCAAACUCCUAGCAGAUACUAACAAUUUAUAGAGCAUUGGGUCCAGUUAGAUUAAAAAGCAAUUGAAUAAAAUAAUGUAGGAAGUUAUUUCACAAGACUGGUAAUAAUAGUUUAACCAGUAUAUAAGGUCCCGUAUAGCUUGUUAAAAUAGUAGUUCUGAUACGUAGUAUUUUUCCUUAUAAUAGUCACUCAAUCUCAUAUUGUACAGGGAUGAUCUCUGAAAUACCAUCUCAAUCUAAGGAAAAUAUCUAACCUGCUGUACUAAAUCUUCCUUCUCCACUUCACUGACAAAAGAUAAUUGAGUGUAAUUUUGAAAGAAUUUAGGAUAAAAUGCAAGCUCUAUAAAGCUUAAUUGCAACUAAAAUUGUUUUGUAAGGCUCUAAAGUCUGCCCUCUAAUUAAGGUUUUGUUACUUAAAUGUUCCAUACUCUUUGGUGUUUUGUUUCAUUUUGUAAAGAAGGGAUAAAAUCUUCUCAAUAAAAAUGCUGCUUCCAUAUUGGGGAAUGAAAGCAGAUUAUCUAAUGCAACAAGACUGACUACAUAUAUUGAUGAUGUCAGGUUGAAAUUGAGAUAAGAUAAAGAAUUGCACAUCUGCAAUAUCAGAAGUUUAGUGUAUAAGUGAAUUAUAUUGUAAAUCAUAAAUUUGUAUUUUAAUAAACAUCACAUACAAUCUUAA
Chiloscyllium plagiosum (whitespotted bambooshark) is the source of this 1575-nucleotide messenger RNA. It is a transcript of the gene mnd1, whose product is annotated as meiotic nuclear divisions 1 homolog (S. cerevisiae). Gene Ontology annotation, biological process: reciprocal meiotic recombination. NCBI's taxonomy places the organism in Eukaryota, Metazoa, Chordata, Chondrichthyes, Orectolobiformes, Hemiscylliidae. Gene Ontology annotation, molecular function: double-stranded DNA binding. The record is from RefSeq and is a predicted model, not a curated record. Gene Ontology annotation, cellular component: nucleus.